AUCUUUGGCUGCCGCCAUACCGAGCGCACCAACACGAAAUCGUGGAGGAACCAGGUUCGAAGCCGACCUUCGGAGCACCAUAUCGGCUCAGCCCUAUAGAGCUAGCCGAUAUGAAGAACAGAUAAAGUAUCUCCUCGAAAAAGGACUCAUCUGUCCAUCCACUUCACCAUACCGUACCCCAAUACUCUUCACACCAAAAUCCAACGGAAGCAUGCGCAUGUGCAUCGAUUACCGAGCUCUCAAGAAGCAGACCAUCAAGAAUAAAUACCCGAUUCCACGAAUCGAUGACCUGCUUGACCAACUUCAGGGAGCCACGGUGUUUUCCAAACUAGAUCUGCGGUCCAAAUAUUGGCAGAUAAGAAUGGCAGGAAAUUCCAUCCACAAAACUGCCUUCCGAACUCGGUAUGGGUCGUACGAGUAUCUGGUCAUGCCGUUCGGACUCACCAACGCACCGGCAACCUUCCAAGCCGAGAUGAACCACAUUAUACGACCAUUAUUGGACGAUACACGAAAAUCGCCGCAGAAUCUGCUGAAGAAGAACACGCCCUACCCAUGGGAGUCAAAACAUCAGAAAGCCGAGGAGCAGCUAAAAAAGGCACUCACAUCCACACCCGUACUCAUCUUGCAAUACCUCGAACGCGACUACGUCAUCGAAGCUAACGCCAGUGACCAGGUAGUGGGAGCAGUCUUAAUGCAAGACCAGGGGAAUGGACUGCAACCAAUUGCCUACCUCAGCACGAAACUGCACGGGGCAUAACCAAAUUACCCAAUACAUGACA
Molecule: messenger RNA, 779 nt
Organism: Closterium sp. NIES-67
Lineage: Eukaryota; Viridiplantae; Streptophyta; Zygnematophyceae; Desmidiales; Closteriaceae
Source: the annotation of a GenBank genome assembly